AUGGCUGGAGGACAGCGUGUUUCAAGAAGGAAAGAGGUUGGCAAUCUGGGUCCAAAGCAGCUGAAGGAUCAAGUGACACAGGAACAGAGAGGUGACCUCAUGUUUGCUAAGAUCUUUGGUCACCUUAACAGGAAGGGUCUUGGUGGAGGCACCAGCUCGGAAUUGGUGGGGAAGCUCAUCUCAUUAAAAUCCAGUCUUAUUCUAUUUCUGUUGAUUUCUACAAUGCAUAUGUUUUGGUGUCAUCCAGUUCCAUCUUCUAAGGUGUCUGGAAAACCUGACUACUUUGGCAUCCUGCUGAACAGCUGCGCCACGAGGAUGGACAGGAGAGAGGGACUGGAUUUUCUAAAGCCAAUUUUGGAGAAGAUACUUAUGAAAAGGUCCUUUCGCAAUGGAGUUGGCACAGGAAUGAAAAAAACUUCCUUUCAAAGAGCAAAAUCAUGACUAAGUGUGCAAAGGACUCUGGGAAUUAAUCUCAGACUUUGUAUAGCGUGGCUAAGGUGUUAAAAGUCACUUAUAUCUUUAUCAUUUAGUA
This is a messenger RNA of Physeter macrocephalus (sperm whale), 532 nucleotides long. RefSeq names its product neuropeptide S (gene NPS). Gene Ontology annotation, biological process: positive regulation of synaptic transmission, glutamatergic; positive regulation of action potential; positive regulation of synaptic transmission, GABAergic. Bases 1 to 441 code for a protein of 146 amino acids. The transcript has 3 exons. The record is from RefSeq and is a predicted model, not a curated record. NCBI's taxonomy places the organism in Eukaryota, Metazoa, Chordata, Mammalia, Artiodactyla, Physeteridae. Gene Ontology annotation, cellular component: extracellular region.